UGAUGGUUGGUCCCAGUACUCCUUCGAGUGCCUUUUGCGCUUAGCGUCGGAAAGAGGAGUUGCUUGCCUUACCACACAAACCACCUUAGCACUGGAAGUUCUAGCAAUGGGCAGCUAGGCAAAGGAAAAUUAGCUAUCUAAUGAAUAUGAAUUAGAUAAUAGAUUGUGGAUCUGUUCUUAGCUCGUGCAAUCAAUAAAAGCGGUCCUUCGCCUUAGUAAGCUAGCUUUCUAAGCCCGGGCGUGGAUCGAUCGUGACGAAAAUGGGACUAAUCCUCUGUACUGUAAUAGAAGAGUCAGAGUCCCUUCUCGACCAGACGAAGGAGAUAGGAAUGGAAUUCUGCCUUGACCCUCCUGGAGGCGCAAAGUUCAUAAUUCAGUGUGGUGCGGCCUAGUAGUAUUAUAAGGAUGUUGGUUUCGUAUAUAAGAAGACUGCUGCUUUUAGGAGAGUGACCUGUUCAUCUAACUCAAAAUAUUGUAAGAAGAAGAAGAAUCUUACGCCCAAAAUUCCCAUCUCUUUUUUCUUGGUUGGACCAACCGGCACCAGCCAUUUCCGUCUUCCUUAAUUGGGAGAGUCAGAAUCAGUCUCUCUUUGUUUGGUGUGGGGAGCAGAGCAGUCAAUGAAGGAACCUUUGCUUUGAAAAUGAUUGUUCUAAAAUGGUUAUUCCUCACAAUUUCUCCUUGUGAUGCUGCGGAACCAUGGCAAUUAGGAUCUCAAGACGCAGCUACACCUAUCAUGCAAGGAAUAAUAGACUUACAUCACGAUAUCUUUUUCUUCCUCAUUCUGAUUUUGGUUUUCGUAUUAUGGAUCUUGGUUCGCGCUUUAUGGCAUUUCCACUAUAAAGAAAAUGCAAUCCCGCAAAGGAUUGUUCAUGGAACUACUAUCGAGAUUCUUCGGACCAUCUUUCCUAGUCUCAUCUCGAUGUUCAUUGCUAUACCAUCAUUUUCUCUCUUAUACUCAAUGGACGAGGUAGUAGUAGAUCCAGCCAUUACUAUCAAAGCUAUUGGACAUCAAUGGUAUCGGACUUAUGAGUAUUCUGACUAUAACAGUUCCGAUGAGCAGUCACUCACUUUUGACAGUUAUAUGAUUCCAGAAGAAGAUCUAGAAUUGGGUCAAUCACGUUUAUUAGAAGUGGACAAUAGAGUGGUUGUACCAGAAAAAACUCAUCUACGUAUUAUUGUAACAUCUGCUGAUGUACCUCAUAGUUGGGCUGUACCUUCCUCAGGUGUCAAAUGUGAUGCUGUACCUGGUCGUUUAAAUCAAAUCUCUAUUUUGGUACAACGAGAAGGAGUUUACUAUGGUCAGUGCAGUGAGAUUUGUGGAACUAAUCAUGCCUUUACGCGUGCGCCCGGAAACAUAGGCCGACUGUUGAGCCCACUCUGGCUCAGCCGCACCACCCGGGGGUGCGAGCCACCCGAGAAGCAAGCUAUUACAGCGAGCGGCUGGAGCUGUAGGGAGCCGAGGAGCAAGGCAGUAGAUAAGAUAGAAGAAGGGGCCAGGCACCCGGUGGAGCAGAGGGGACGGUUAGGAUAACGAACUUGAAACGCGGAGCCCGAGCGGCUGGCGAGCGAGUGGUUAGUGGCCAAUAGCGCCCUAGUUGAUGGCAUUCCUCUCUGCGGCUGGCACUCGAGGAACCACAGGGCACUCCAUACAGAGCAAGCAAGUCUUAGGGAUGAGACGCCCGCGCAAGGACCUCAAUUCUCAUUAGGAGGUCGAACCAAGGACCUAUGGAAGUCGGGGCUACCCCGUCCCCAUGGGCAACGCAAUAGUGUCCUGAGGGAGGAGUUUAGAGGCCUUAUAGUAGCAUGGACUUCUUUAUCUUUCUAGGUCAUGCGAAGGGGGCCAGUCCAAGAUCAUACUGUUCCUCUACAAAGAUAAUAGACGCUCUCAACGGCUAGGUGCCACUCUCUUUCUGAGUUAUUCCAGCUUCUUCAUGAUUUCGUGCCGCGGUGAACAAACAAAAAAAAGAGGGCCGUCUCAGCGGAAGGAGAAGGACCUGCAACGGCAGAGACUACUGACCCUCUGCUUGUUCUUAGCCGUCUAUUACGAGUCCGGGAAGCCUGGAAUCAUAAAUAUGAGGGAUCCAGAAGGGUGGGCAGGGCUUCCGCAAGGGUUUUGAUCCCCUCUUCCCGGUCAAGAUAGAUGGGAAAGGAGUCCUAUCAAGUAAAGGCCAUAACCAGCCUCUUUUUUUAAUGUACACCUUUCUUUGUUUCAGGUUCUUCAAGACCUUCCUCCUGCUAAUCCGGCCAUUUCCGAACCUGUCUUUCCCACCCUUCUCAAUUCUUGCGAUUCCUAGCCAGCCCCCUUAGCUUAUUUUGCUUUAUAAAACCACUUUCCCCUUUUUCCAGCUUGCUGCUCGCUUUCUCGCUUCCGAGAGGUGCUUUAGCAACUCGGAGAGGGCCGAAGGCGCCUGACUUACGGUUUCAAAGCCUGGCGCGAAGCGAAGGGAUUGGAUUUCACCUAUGAUCAGAUUAGUGGGCAACCAUUGUUGACUUUUUUCGUGGUGUUGUUGACGUUGUUGAAAGCUAAUUUCGAAGUAGGCCUUGCUUUUCUCCGCUGGGAGCAGCUCACACUAUGGUGGAGGAGGUGCCGUGAAGAUCUAGGAGUGUGAGCAGUACGAGCUGAAAGGCUCCCAUACUGUUUGGAGGGCAGGGGGCAUAGAUGCCAAAGAAAGCUGACCCCUAUCUAUCGUCGUAGAAGCUGUUCCUAGGAAAGAUUAUGGAUCUCGGGUAUCCAAUCAAUUAAUCCCCCAAACCGGGGAAGCUUAAGCGGAAAUUGAAGAGUAAGGUGAGGGAGGGGGAAGAGCUAUCAAACUUUAGAGGCUUAACUCGCUCGCUCUAACGCUCGUUUAGUAGACAGCUCGUCAGUCAAGUACGUAACGAGCCUUGUCUACGAAGCUCCGCUCCCUCGUCUUGCUUGCUUCUGGCGAAGCUUCUAGCACUAGAAAAAAUAGGCUUGUAUGGCAGGAAUACCACUUUUGAGGCCGAUCACUACAUAGGAGCGAUAGAGAAGCCAAGCCGUAUAAAGGCGAGCAGCCCUUCUAGCAAUAGCAAACGGCCUACUUAUAGCCUUUUCCCC
Eutrema salsugineum is the source of this 3076-nucleotide messenger RNA. RefSeq names its product cytochrome c oxidase subunit 2. Gene Ontology annotation, cellular component: membrane. Gene Ontology annotation, biological process: ATP synthesis coupled electron transport. Bases 641 to 1531 code for a protein of 296 amino acids. The record is from RefSeq and is a predicted model, not a curated record. NCBI's taxonomy places the organism in Eukaryota, Viridiplantae, Streptophyta, Magnoliopsida, Brassicales, Brassicaceae. Gene Ontology annotation, molecular function: cytochrome-c oxidase activity; copper ion binding. The transcript has a single exon.